GCAGGGUUUUUUAUAUAAUUCGUCGAACUCACAGGAAGUUUUCAUUAGUAGUAUGUUUGGUAUUGAAACCGUACGGACAUAAAUGUUAAUAAUUGCGCGGUGUUUGGAGAAAAGUUGUAAAAAGAAAUUUUAAAAAUAUAAUUAUAUAACAAACGUUUUCAAAUCUACUUAAAUAAGUCCUUGAAAAGAAAAUGUUCAUAAAGUCAAGAAAAUAUUUAGUAAUUUUUUUCAUUAAUUUUGUGUUAAUGAUUUACACUGCAACAGCAACCAGCAGAAAUAAGAAUGAUGAUCAGCAACAACAAGAGACUCAGAAAGAAAUUUGGGAGCAACAUCUUACAGAUACAUUCAAAAUUGAAGGGUCCGAUCAAGGGAUACAAAAGGUUAAUUUGAAAUGCGGAUCCAACUCGAUGCAUAUCAUGUUAGAAACUGAAAAGCCAUUCACCGGUGUCAUGUAUACAAGAGGAAGUUUUUAUAAACAAACAGCGCCAUGUUUUGUCAAACCGAGCUCGUCAAGUGUUCGUUCGAUUGAGAUGACGUUCCAAUUGAAUCAAUGCCAAACAAUUAAAGAAGGUGAAUUGUACACUAAUGUUGUGGUCAUACAAAAUGAUCCAGAACUUAUAACACCGGGUGAUUCGGCAUUUUCAUUGGAAUGUGAUUUCCGAAGUCCGCGAAAUCUGGAUGUUAAGGCCGAUAUGCAAACUAGAGAAAGAAUUGUUUUCGGUUCAAAAAUUUCAUUGACAACUCCAGAUCAAUCGGCCAUACCGGAAGGCUUAAUAAACCCUUCGGUAAACAGCUCUUCAGAUACAGUCGUAUAUAUAACUAAAAAAAAUAAUAGUCAAAAUAUUAUACACGAAGAUGCUCCCGAAUACAUACACAUACACAUGGGUAGCGUGGAACAAGUCGAACUACCCCUAAAUGCAAGAGAUGAACUGUAAAGUGCAUACAAAUACACUAAAAAAGCAAAAGACACAAAUCCUUACAUUCCUAUCACACAUGUCUUAAAAAUGCAUGAAAACUAAUCACAGGUGAGGUCAUUAUCCAUGUUGAAAAUUCUUGCAUAAAUCGGAUAAAAAUUAUUUGGUUUCUUAAUGGAAAAUAUGUAAAUAAAUGAAACGCAUUUUAGUAUUUGGACUUAUAAUUAUGAAAAGUAUAUUAAUAUAUUUUUUACUUAAACUCUCAGCCAAAUUGUAGAAGAUUUUCAAUUUGAUAAUACAUUUUUUCAGUAAAUUCGUAAAAUGCUUUCAUGCUUUAGCUGGAAAUCUGAAAUCGCAAAUCUUCUAUUAGUCUAGAUUGCAUAAAAAACAUGCUAUUAAUAAGUCAAUGAGCGAAUUGACAUAUUAAACACUUUGAUUUAUAAUUACUUAACACAUUUGGAUCACACGGAAAAAUGGAAGUUUUUUUUUUUCUUAUCACCAAAAUUUUUCUUCUUUGAAACUUCGAUUCUUUUCGCUAAAUCGAUUAAUCUCAGUUAUAAUAUGUUCAAGUAUUUCCUUUGUCCAAAACAAUCCCUAAACGUCAUCCCUAG
This is a messenger RNA of Glossina fuscipes, 1525 nucleotides long. RefSeq lists its product as uncharacterized. The transcript is spliced from 3 exons. Bases 192 to 935 code for a protein of 247 amino acids. The record is from RefSeq and is a predicted model, not a curated record. Lineage: Eukaryota; Metazoa; Arthropoda; Insecta; Diptera; Glossinidae.